GUUUUUCCAUGGCCACUAGGAAUACUGCAGUGUCACUAAAUAGGGGAAGUUCCAUUGUAUCCUAGUAAUCUUUCAAUUUAUUACCAUCUCAAUGAGACGCACUGAGUGGCAAACAAAGUAGCCUACUCAAGAGAAUGAUGUGUAGCAUUUAUAACAACAGGUUUUACAGUGUUUGAGCAAGAGCAGAACAUGUACAGUCAUGUGUUUGGACAGCAAAUGCAAGCAGUUUAGCGUCAUAUCGGAUGGUCAUAAAUAAUUGCCAGCUGUAUCAUACAUUUAAACAGGUAAUGUUCUAUCUAUCUAUCAUCUAUCAAUCUGUAUACAUACAUUGUUAAAAAUAGCAAUACUGACAGUAGUACAUCUAAAAGGAAAAUAAACACUCAAGAUUGUGAAGUCAUAUGAGUCACUUAUGAUUCAGACUUUGGCACAGUGAAAUGAUACAGAUGAAAUGUUUUUUUGUGUGUGUAUUCUUUCUACAUUUUUCUUCUUCUUUUUCUUCUUCUUCAAAAAACCUCAAAACCACAAAGAAAGCUGCAGUAUACCAAACAUUUCAGUUGAAUGAAAUGUAAAUUCUCUUUUAUAUAGCCUACCUCUUAUGGUAUUUUUUUUUUUUUUUUUUUUGAUUUACUUUUUAUUAGAUUUUCAAAAGAACACCCACAUACAAAAAAUAAAAAAAAUAAAAUAAGAAUAAAUAAAAAUCAAUCAAAACUGAACAAAACAGAGAUAAGAAACAAAUUCUGUCAGCACUGCUUGCAUAAGAUGAAUACUUUAGAUGACAUAGUAAACCUACCUCUUAUGGUAUUUUGAGCACUUUCAAAAUUUAUUUAUUGUUGUGAUAAGGCAAAUCACAGAUCUUUAAUCCAUAAUGUAAAUCAGCAAUCUUUAAUCCAUUUUUCAUUCAUGUAUCGUCAAAACGACAGCAGAAUCAGCAUCAGCACUGACUGAACGCUCAGUACACAACAGAGCGCAAAGUGGGAGGAGUUGGUGUGGGAGGAGCUGAGCAAUCGAAACCACGCCCACUGACAGACAGACCGGUUAGAUAGGAGAUGCCCAUCACCCGGAGGCAUUUGACUUACCUGAGUGUUGUAGGAACGCACGUCGGCUCAAGAUAUAAAGUAAGCUUUACGAGUGUGCUGUUACAUAAGUAAGAAAAGCAGAAAUCAGCCAGUUCAAUGUAGGCAUCCUGAUAGCAUUAAAGAGGGAUUAUAGGAGCUCUGUGAACAGCAGAUCUAAGGGGUUUAGAAGCCAUCAGGGACAAUGAGGAACUCUUGGGCCGUGCUGAGUUUGACCUUUAUUGCCAAUUUAAUAUCACAAGCAGCAGGUGUCAGUCCCCCAGGCAAACCCAGACUCACAAGCUGUCGCUCUCCAGAGAAGGAGACCUUCACUUGCUGGUGGGAGCCUGGAGAUGACGGGGGUCUGCCAACCACCUACGCCCUCUACUACCGUCUAGAACACUCAGAGACGGUCUACGAGUGCCCAGAUUACAGAACCGCGGGCGAGAACUCGUGUUUCUUCAACAAAAAUGACACAUCGCUUUGGGUCAACUAUAACAUCACCGUGGUUGCUACUAACGCCCUGGGGAAGAAUAUUUCAGACCCCGUGGAGGUGGAUGUGGUCUAUAUAGUUCAACCAAAAUCUCCAGAGAACGUCACAGCAGUAGUGGUCCAUGAAGACCAGGGUCCGUUUGUAAAAGUGUUCUGGGAGAAACCACGAACCGCAGACACCCGCUCAGGAUGGAUCACGCUACUUUACCAGCUACGAGUUAAACAAGAAAAAGAUAAAGAAUGGGUGGAGUAUGAUGCUGGCAGGCAGAAGUACUAUAACGUGUUCAGUCUUCACCCUGGUAAAUACAUGGUGCAGGUGCGAUGUAAACCCGAUCAUGGAUUCUGGAGUGAAUGGACCAAAACCACCUACAUUAUAAUGCCAGACUAUCUAUCCAAAGAGCGUUCGCUGUGGAUCAUGGUCACGGUUUUCUCUGUUUUCGUCGUCCUCAUCCUCACCUGGAUGCUAAACAUGAAACGAAACAGUGUGAGGCUUUGUUUGCUGCCUCCCGUUCCUGGACCGAAAAUCAAAGGAUUCGACAAACAGCUGCUCAAGAGUGGGAAAUCAGAGGAAAUUUUCAAUUCUCUGGUGAUCCAAGGUUUCCCUCCAACCACCGAUUAUGAUGACUUACUGGUGGAGUACCUUGAGGUGUACGACAAUGAGCAGCAAGAGCUGGUACUGGAUGGUAAAGAUCUAUCAGAGGACUGCAUAAAGUCCAAAAGCCCGUCGGACUGCGACUCCGGCCGGGGCAGCUGCGACAGUCGCACCCUGCUUUUGGAGAAGUGCAUUGAGGGACGGGAAGGAAGCGGAAGUGACCAACAUCAGUACAGCCAGCAUGGAGAAACAAGCUGGGCUUCAACUGAAAGCAGUGAGAGCCAGGGCCCUGAACCCAGUUCACCGGAGUCCGUUGAUGGACGCGUCAAGACCUGGCCAAUUGUGUGUUUGUCUCCCGAAACUCAACCUUACCACCACUACCAAGUAGGAGGUGCGAAACCGGCCUACCACAGCGUCCCAGAGAUCCUCAGCCAUUUGUCGCCACAUGCAACGGCAAGCAACUACCACCAGCUUCACCAUCAGGACAUCCCGCCACAGGAGGGCCAUUUCAGCAAGCUGGCCUGCUCACAUUCCCAAAGCUACAACCAGUUCAAUCUGGAUGGCUCUGACACUCCUGCUCACGGCGUGCCUCCGUCACGUUCCUUGGGAUACGUAGAGGUGCAAAGGGUCAACCCGGAAAAUAUGCUACUGCUUAGGCCGCUUUCAGACCCAAACCGUGAGCUUGAAGGGUCUGAUUGCACCGGGGAGGACUACAGUAAGGUCAAAGAAGUGACGUCAAACAAUAUUUUGUUUCUGCAAAGGGAAACGUCCCAUCAGUGUGUGGACAAUUACAGCCAGGACUUGGACAGCCAGGCUGAUCAAUGCACAAGCCAGCAACCACCUCACCCCUGCAAACCUGCAGUCCACCAAUCGUACAGUCCAAUGCCACAGGAAGGCAUGAGGGUGAUGGGAAACGGUUAUGUGGAUUCAACUGUCUUAAUGCCAUCUUACUAGCAUAUAGUGGUCCAGAGACAAUAGGGCAGAGAAGGCAGAGCAAAAACAAUAUCCUAAACACUAGACUGUCAACAGCUCAUGCCAAGCCCUAAAAGAAGAGCUUUUGUCCCUCUCAGAAUAAGAGAAUUAAAAUUUAUACAAAUGAUUUUGACUUUUAAUCAGAGGCAAGAAGGUGUCGUUUCAGAGGUGAGGUCUGAAAAGGCUCUGUGCGCUGUGAACUUUAAGUGUGCAGUUUGAAACGUGUUGUAAAAGUCACGUUUCAGAUUGUGUACUUUGAUGAGGUGACACCAAAAAUUUUUCUUUUUACACUUAAAAUAACUGUUUUAAUGUCUUUAAAGUUAACAUAAAAUUCAAAUGGAUCCUGUUUACUUUAAUAUACUUUUCUGCAAAAUUUCCAACUAAAAAAGUUCUCCAUCUCUGGUACAACUUUUCCUUUUGGCUACAUGUUAGCCAAUAGCGAAAUAGCUAUUUAGGCAUUAGCUGUGUCCCAAAUGACGCACUAUACACUAUGCACUUAUACUUAUGCACUAUGCACUCAACCGUGUAGUGUAUGAAUUUUAUAAGGUUAUUUUGUAAUGAUAGCCCCUCUUCAGUCAAUUAAGUGCAUCAACCGGGUAUUUAAAGUGUACUUUUUCUAUUUGGAAUUUUCAGUGUGAACACACUACUCACACUAUUAUACUACAAAAUGCCAUUGUGCUCAAGUACACAAACUGGGACACACCUAUUGUGUUUUCAUUCAGGUCUACUAUAUAGUUAUAGAAAGUCCACUUUUCACAAUCCAAUCAGUUCCCGUUGAAUAUAUGCUCAAUUUUUAUGCUGUUUUACUCAGAAAUAUAUGGUAUUAUAGAAGUAAAAUGGGUUUCAAAACCAUUUCAUGUUAACUUGAAUGAUUUGUCAUAGUUAGAGGUUCAUGAGAUUUGAAAACUUAGCACUUCGCAUAGUUGCCCUCAGCAAUCCACUAUGCAUUAUAUUAUUGUGUGUAUUUUGCAUCAUGGCUCUGUUACGUGUUCAAAACCACUUUGGUUUAUUAUACCACUGUUCACUCCUAAACUACAUGAUGGGAUCGGUUGCUAUAAUGUACAUGGACAAUAUUUUUAUGAACUGAUUUUGAGUGUUGUAAAAAUAUUCACCCAAUUCAAAGCUUUUGCUUGAUGCAUUUCACUCCACAUUGAAAUGAAUUUUAAAUAUAACGGCAUUUACUUAAAACUCCAACAUGCGUAGUAUGGUGUUUAUUCUGAAAACAGUGCAAUCUCAGCCAUACAAUUCAAAAUGUCUUUGCAUAUUUAUGAUACACUAAUGCAAAUGUAAAUACAUCAAAAGGGAUUUGAACUGAUUGUAAACUGUUAUAAUUUUAGAGAAUUUGCCUUUGAUAUUUACAGCUCUCAGGUGGAGGUAAACUCACCGAAUGUAUUUAUUCUAAAUGUUAUUGACACUGAUUUUGAACACAAAGGCACAGCUGGUGUAAAAUGAAAAAAUAUAAACUGCCAGUGUUUUUCCACGUUACAGUGAAUUAUUCGCUGUAAGAAUUUGUGUGUUUCUCUGAAUGUUAACCCUCUGAGAAUCUAUUUUUCCAAAUCUGUAUAUCCUUCAAUCAUAGGUAGCCAUUAAUUCAGCAUUGCAUAUUUUUUAUGUUUGAUAUAAAAAAGAAAUUGUAAAAAAUAUUUUAUAAAAUUCAUUCCAAAAUAACCAUAGUUAUUAUAUUGUGAAUGCACAAAUCACUAACCGUGAAACCAGUUAUACGGAUACGAUUUAGCGAAAAUAGCCCUUGUUAGUGCAAGAGUCAAACUCCACGUUGCCUUAUUUUAUGCAGAAAUCUCUGAGAGGAGACUGGUGUGUAUUUUGUUGGAAAGAGUUAUUUACUGAACAUGUGUUUAUGUCUAAAGUGGACAUGUAAAAUAUACAAUAAAUUCAAUUGUUAUAUAUAAUAUGUAGAAAUGCAUUUAUAUGUAACCUAUAGAUAAUAUAAAUACGAUAAAUAGUUUUCUUGGGUUUGCCUAAGCCAUUCAGUACAUAAAUCGUCCUAAUCUAAUUUUGUUGAUUUGUGAGUAGCAUAAUUCUUUUAUGUCUUUGUUGUUCAACAGUCAUACAUUCUCAGUUUCAUGCAUAAUAAAUCUGCAUGGACAGAGUAGGCCUAAUGCAUAAAUUAUUUUAAUGGAUUUUAAUAGAUUUCUAACUCAGGCAAUGGCAAAUCGACAAAAUGUGUUUGUAACAGUAUCUAAUUUAACGUGAAGCCUCAGGACAACAAUGUGAAAUAAUAUUUUAGUCUUUUCAUCUGAGAGUAAGCUAUUGAAGAAAAGGCAUGUGGAUAAAUUUCCAGGAGGAUGAUUAUAUACUCAUUUAGGCAUUAAAGCUUUGUUACUGAAAUCAGUUUUUGAUUUCAAUAUAUCAAACCCAAGCCACUUCAAUUUAAUCAACAUUUUGCUGUAUUAAAAUCUUUCAAAUUCAAAAACAUUAGUUUGUUAUACACUAAGAAUAUGGCUUGUUGAAAUGAUGUCGCUAUUUUCUUUACUGUCUUUUUUUUUUUUGUGAAUUCAAACAACUGGAGGUGCUGAAAUUAAACUUGUGAUGUUAACCUAUGUAAGCCGACUAUAACACAUUUCUGUAAUACAUCCUUAUUGUGUUCUGCUUUUCCAUAACAAACAUUAUUUGUGAAACUACAUAGCAAAACCAUUAAAACAUGCUCAGACUGUU
This is a messenger RNA of Ctenopharyngodon idella (grass carp), 5781 nucleotides long. RefSeq names its product prolactin receptor-like. Bases 1258 to 3090 code for a protein of 610 amino acids. Lineage: Eukaryota; Metazoa; Chordata; Actinopteri; Cypriniformes; Xenocyprididae. Gene Ontology annotation, biological process: cytokine-mediated signaling pathway. Gene Ontology annotation, molecular function: cytokine receptor activity; cytokine binding. Gene Ontology annotation, cellular component: external side of plasma membrane; signaling receptor complex. The record is from RefSeq and is a predicted model, not a curated record. The transcript is spliced from 9 exons.